Messenger RNA from Dioscorea cayenensis subsp. rotundata (Guinea yam), 2739 nucleotides. RefSeq names its product phosphatidylinositol 4-phosphate 5-kinase 6-like. Gene Ontology annotation, molecular function: ATP binding; 1-phosphatidylinositol-4-phosphate 5-kinase activity. The record is from RefSeq and is a predicted model, not a curated record. NCBI's taxonomy places the organism in Eukaryota, Viridiplantae, Streptophyta, Magnoliopsida, Dioscoreales, Dioscoreaceae. Gene Ontology annotation, biological process: phosphatidylinositol metabolic process.
AGAAGAACGAGAGAGAGAGAAAGAGAAGGUAGAGAGAGAGAGAGAGAGAGAGAGAGAGAGAGAGAGAAAGCCAUUAGAGACGAUGCACAAGGAGCUCCAGCAGCGCGUCAAGGCCUGGGAGUCCACCAUUCGGAAGAUGCAUGUCCCGGGCGGUCGCCGCCGGGGCUUCAUCUUCUCGGCCACCUCUGUCGCGCCGGCGGACGACGCUGAGUCCGCCGAAACAUCUGUUGAUGCCGACGGUGAGGUAUCUCGAGUUGAACGGCUUCUUCCUGAUGGGGACUUCUACUCCGGCGAUUGGCAUGGUGGGAUGCCGCACGGAAUGGGGAAGUAUCUCUGGACGGAUGGGUGUAUGUACGAGGGGGAGUGGCGCGGUGGGCGGACUACCGGACGGGGGAGGUUCUCGUGGCCGUGUGGUGCGACGUAUGAAGGGGAGUUCAAGUCUGGGUUCAUGGAUGGUGUUGGGACGUACACGGGUUCGUCCGGGGAGACGUAUCGAGGGGGUUGGUCGAUGAAUCUGAAGCAUGGGAGGGGGAGGAAGUCGUACGCCAAUGGAGAUCACUACGACGGCGAGUGGCGGUCUGGGUUUCAGGAAGGGAGCGGGAGGUAUGCGUGGGUGAAUGGGAAUGAGUAUGCGGGGCAGUGGCGGAAUGGAUUGAUGCAUGGCCGGGGAGUGCUUGUGUGGUCGGGUGGGGAACUUUAUGAUGGGGCGUGGGAGGGUGGGGAGCCGAGAGGGAAUGGGAGCUUCCGAUGGGCGGAUGGGAGCUUGUAUGUUGGGUUUUGGAGUAGAGAUGAAGGGAAUGGGGAGUGGGAGCAGAAGGGAGUGUAUUAUCCGGCGCCGACGGCGGCGUCGCCUGCCGCAAGGGAUGCACUUGAGGUGUUUGGUGAAAUGCUUAGGCAAUGCAAGGUGUGUCAGGAUGAGGUGAUGCCUAUUCUACCUUCGCAGAAGAUGAUAAAUUUGGCAGGAGAUGGGAAGGGGAGGAGGAGGGCCUCUGCGGAUGCACCUGGUACCACAGUGCGUAGGCCUAAUGGAAGGACAAAAACUAUGGUUUGUAUUGAUAAUGGGUGCAAAUGGGAAGCGGAUGAAGAUGCUGCGAGUCAGAGCACGGAGAGGAGUGCUAAUGCAUCGGAGGAGAUGGGUGGGAGGUCGGGAAGGAGUGUGGCACCUUUGCGGUGGUCAGGGAGGGAGAUGAAGAGACAAGGUGUGACCAUUUCCAAGGGGCACAAAAAUUAUGAGCUCAUGCUCAAUUUACAGCUUGGAAUCAGGCAUGCUGUAGGAAAACAAGCUCCGACUGCGUCAUUUGAUUUGAAAGCAUCAGCAUUUGACCCAAAAGAGAAAGUUUGGACGAGAUUCCCACCGGAAGGAUCAAAACACACUCCCCCACACCAAUCAUGCGAUUUCAGGUGGAAGGAUUACUGCCCUAAGGUGUUCAGGAUGCUCCGUAGUUUAUUCAAGGUCGAUACAGCUGAUUAUAUGCUUUCUAUCUGUGGAAAUGAUGCCCUUCGGGAACUCUCAUCACCAGGCAAAAGUGGAAGCUUCUUUUACCUGACAAAUGAUGACCGGUAUAUGAUAAAGACAGUGAAGAAGGCUGAAGUCAAAGUGCUUCUGAAGAUGCUUCCAGCCUAUUACAAUCAUGUUCGUUCCUAUGAAAAUACUUUGGUAACCAAAUUCUAUGGUCUGCAUUGUGUGAAAGUAACUGGAUCGAAUCAGAAGAAGGUUCGUUUUGUCAUAAUGGGAAAUUUGUGCUGCACAGAGUAUUCUAUUCACCGUCGUUAUGAUCUCAAAGGCUCUUCCCAUGGCCGGACUACUGAGAAGCCUGAUGUGGAAAUUGAUGAGAACACUACUUUGAAAGACCUUGACCUCACUUUCGCAUUCAGACUGCAAAAAAAUUGGUUCCAAGAAUUCGAAAGGCAAAUUGAUAAAGACUGUGAAUUUCUAGAACAAGAGAAAAUCAUGGACUACAGUCUAUUGGUCGGCAUUCACUUUAGAGACUCAUUGUCCAAUGAUGCAACAUCAACUGAUAAUUAUUCUCAAACAUCAACAAGUAGCAGCGAUCAUGGUAAAUCAAGCGAUGUAUUGCCUCAUCUUCGGAAUCGGCGGGUGAUGGUAAGACUAGGCAUGAACAUGCCAGCCAAGGUUGUGCAUGCAACGAGACGACAUGACAGUGAAGGCCAGUUGAUCAGUGAGUCAACUCCGGGUGAGUUCUAUCAUGUUAUAUUGUUCUUUGGCAUCAUAGACAUACUCCAAGACUAUGACAUCAGCAAGAAGCUCGAGCACGCAUACAAGUCUAUCCAAUAUGACUCAACCUCAAUAUCAGCCGUCGAUCCAAAGCUCUACGCAAAGCGGUUCAAGGAUUUCAUGUACCGAGUUUUCAUCGAAGAUUCCUGAAGAACAGCCUAAGGUUAAAAGUAACUACAUUUUUGUUCUGGAUUGAACUAGGAUCAGGAUUAAGAAGAAAGAACAGGAUAAAUUGCAGUUAUCAGAAGUGAAUCAAUGAAUUCAUUUAAAAAAUGGUUGAGAAUGUCUGUUUCGACAUCCAACAAACACAACCCUACCAGGGAUCAGAAAAUCUGAAAUGUGCAUUACAAAGCAAAUGGUCUCUCCAGCUGAGAAAAUUUUGGCACAAGCAGAGCCAGAGUUGUAACUUGUACAUUUUGUUAUACACAGGUGGUUAAAUUGUAUAUUAAAGUUCAUUCUUUUUACAAUUAUUUUUUUAUUUUUUAUACUAUUAUUUUUUUAAA